CUUGUUUUCUCCACACAAGUUCUUUGCCACUUAGCUAACUACUUCUGCUACUACUUCUGAUUCACACAAAAUAACAAACACCAUCUAUGGAAUUCAUUUCCUUAUUGUUUAUGCUAUUCUUUGUUUCAAUUCUCUUUGUCUUUCUCUUCCAUUCUAUCUUCAAAUUCUUUGAUUUCAAUCCCCGGAAUUUGCCACUCCCUCCUGGCUCAUUGGGUUGGCCUUACAUAGGCGAAACCUUCCAACUCUACUCUCAAAACCCAAACGUCUUCUUUGCCUCUAAACUGAAGAGGUAUGGCUCUGUCUUUAAAACCCACAUCUUGGGUUGUCCCUGUGUGAUGAUUUCAAGUCCUGAAGCUGCUAAAUUCGUGCUUGUAACAAGAGCUUAUCUGUUCAAACCAACAUUUCCUGCAAGUAAAGAGAGGAUGUUAGGCAAACAAGCCAUCUUCUUUCACCAGGGAGAUUACCAUGCUAAGUUGAGAAAACUUGUACUUCGUGCCUUUGUUCCUGAAGCAAUCAAAACCAUCGUCUGUGAUAUUGAAUCCAUUGCCAAAGACUCUCUAAAAUCUUGGGAAGGAAGAAUUAUAAACACUUUCCAGGAAAUGAAAACUUACACAUUCAACGUUGCACUACUUUUAAUAUUUGGAAAGGAUGAGUUCCUAUACAGAGAAGAUCUGAAGAGAUGUUACUACAUUCUUGAGAAAGGAUACAAUUCAAUGCCCAUUAACCUGCCAGGGACACUCUUCAACAAAUCCAUGAAAGCAAGAAAAGAACUUGCUCAGAUCUUGGCAAAAAUUCUCUCUAGCAGAAGGCAAAUGAAGCUCGAUAAAAAUGACUUGCUUGGAUCCUUCAUGGGUGACAAAGAAGGCCUCACAGACGAUCAAAUAGCUGAUAAUAUUAUAGGUGUAAUCUUUGCAUCUCGUGACACAACUGCUAGUGUUCUAACAUGGAUUCUCAAGUACCUUGGAGAAAACCCCAGUGUUCUUCAAGCUGUCACUGAAGAGCAAGAGGACAUAGUAACAAGUAAAGAGAAGGGUGGUGAGGAAGAGCUUCUCACUUGGGCAGAUACCAAAAAGAUGCCAAUUACUACAAGGGUGAUUCAAGAGACACUGAGAGUUGCUUCAAUUUUAUCUUUCACUUUUAGAGAAGCUGUUGAGGAUGUUGAAUAUGAAGGAUAUCUAAUCCCAAAAGGAUGGAAAGUUUUGCCACUUUUCAGAAACAUUCACCAUAGCCCAGAAAUAUUUCCAGAUCCUGAAAAGUUUGAUCCUUCAAGAUUUGAGGUUGCACCAAAGCCCAAUACUUUUAUGCCAUUUGGCAAUGGGGUCCACUCAUGUCCUGGGAAUGAGUUAGCUAAACUGGAGAUAUUGAUCCUCCUCCAUCACCUGACCACUAAGUACAGAUGGUCUAUGGUGGGAAAAGAUAAUGGGAUUCAGUAUGGACCUUUUGCCCUUCCCCAGAAUGGGUUGCCAAUCCAAUUGUCCAAGAAAUCAUAGUUUUGAUCUCUAACUCCAAGAGAAGAGAAAAACAAACUCAACUUUCUUUAUAUGGAAAAUGCUUGCCUUUGUAGAUGAUCUUUCUUCCUUUCUUCAAAGGAAUGUUGAAGAGAAAAGAGAGACACCAAACAGAUGCAAUUUAGCUUCAAAAGAUUGACAGUUCAAGCAAAGAAAGAAAAUUUGAAGACUGUUAUACAAAAAGGGAAAUCAAAUGUACAGAAGAGUCUCAUACCCUGAAAAAAAAAUAUUUAUUUUGACUUUUUUAUGAUUUGAGAGUGGAAAAAAAUAGAAAAAAAAAAAAGAAAAAGAUUAGUGCAUUAUGCUUAUUGGGUUUAAUCCCAAAGUGGGAUUGGUUGUAUUUAACUACAUAUAGAUUAGAAUUUGAAGCCGCAAGGCAAAAAACUAGAAAAUGGAAUUUGAUUUAUAUAGCUAUAUCCUUUCAAUUUCUCUUUCA
This is a messenger RNA of Manihot esculenta (cassava), 1944 nucleotides long. RefSeq names its product abscisic acid 8'-hydroxylase CYP707A2. Gene Ontology annotation, molecular function: (+)-abscisic acid 8'-hydroxylase activity; iron ion binding; heme binding. Lineage: Eukaryota; Viridiplantae; Streptophyta; Magnoliopsida; Malpighiales; Euphorbiaceae. The record is from RefSeq and is a predicted model, not a curated record. The transcript has 7 exons. Gene Ontology annotation, biological process: abscisic acid metabolic process; sterol metabolic process. The coding region runs from base 87 to 1490 and encodes 467 amino acids.